AUGGCGGCGGAAGGGCUUCCCCCAGGCGACCACAGCAACAACGAUCCCCUCGACGCCCAGUCCAGCAUCCCAGACAGAGUGGGUUCUGCCGCUAUCAGACGGCGAAUCGACUCUAUCAAGAGAAGCAGAGGGGCGGGCAAGAGAACACCCAGACAAGACGAAAGCAUCCGCUGGGUGGCGUCCACAGAAUCGGGACACCGCGCGCGUUCCACCCUACUACCGCGCGCAGUUUGGGUCCUUAUUUUCAACCAAGGCUCUGGGUCCUUCAGCAGCAGCAGCGAGCCACAGCGAGGACUGUAUUGCUUGUGGUCCAAGGGCACCAACUCUGCCUUGGCCUUCGAAGAGCGGGAAGGGGCGCUGCGCUACGCCUUCAAGCUGAAGGAGAAGGGACUGGGAAUCCCGAGACCGACGCGCGUCUCAAUGACGUCGUUCGAAAACGACAAUGUGCUGGCUGGGGACCGAGUCAAGUCGGAUGAAAAUUGGCUCUUACGUGUGUGCAACACCAGGCAGGAACAUGGACCUCAAACGCUUCUGCCUGGACCACAGCUUCGGCAUCUGGAUGAUCCCCGUCAACGUUGUGCCCGAAGCCCCCCGAAAGACUAA
Ectocarpus siliculosus is the source of this 603-nucleotide messenger RNA. The record is from the annotation of a GenBank genome assembly. NCBI's taxonomy places the organism in Eukaryota, Phaeophyceae, Ectocarpales, Ectocarpaceae.